This is a messenger RNA of Nelumbo nucifera (sacred lotus), 648 nucleotides long. The record is from RefSeq and is a predicted model, not a curated record. Lineage: Eukaryota; Viridiplantae; Streptophyta; Magnoliopsida; Proteales; Nelumbonaceae.
CGAGCGGUGUGAACACGGUCGUGAGGACUGAAUCCGAUCUUGCAGAAGAUCCGGGUUCAUACUUCAUACGGUAGGGCUCACACCAUUUACUCGGUGUGAUCGCUCUCACGUGAUCAUCAUCCAUAAAUCUCAUUAUGAUGCGAAGAGUACCCUCAACCUGGCGCAGAAACAGCGGUUUUGCAAAGGUAACGAAAGAGAGCGAUGGAAAACGGUGGGAAAGCAAAUGGUGGAGAAGAGAAGGAAAAGGUGGUGGAGAAGCUCUGCAGACGUUGCAAAGAAACGUUCAACCCUUCCUCUAACAACACAUCUUCGUGCAGGUUUCACCCUUCAUUCUUCGUUUCUCGAAGACAUGACGAUCAGAAGAGGUUUUUGCAACAUGUAGGCCACGUGUUGCAGAGAACAUGCAACAACUUAUUCCUUCAAUCUGCUGCAAGUUGGUCUGAUUUGAUGCACAACAGAUUUGACAUUCUAAGCUCUCACUCAGACAUUGAAACUCUCCGGAUCCUCAAAAAUGCUGUCCUAGUGAAAUCUUACUAUGCCUUGUAUUGCAACAACAAACUUAAUAAUGCUUUGAUUAAGUAGUUUCCUUUCGAAAGACUUUGCCUUCUUACCAGUCUUUUUGUUUUAUUUUUCUCUGCAUUCUAUUUG